This is a messenger RNA of Cyclopterus lumpus (lumpfish), 2916 nucleotides long. RefSeq names its product von Willebrand factor A domain-containing protein 5A-like. The record is from RefSeq and is a predicted model, not a curated record. Bases 164 to 2467 code for a protein of 767 amino acids. Lineage: Eukaryota; Metazoa; Chordata; Actinopteri; Perciformes; Cyclopteridae. The transcript has 19 exons.
GUACUAUCAAGUCGAGGAAUCGAGCCUACCCGGUAGUCGUGACUUUCGCUUUCACGUGUGUUGGUUUAUAUCUUUCUGCUUUAUACAUCUGCAAGUUGUCUUCACAUCAUUCACAAGAGGGAACUCCAGUCCGCCUGUCCCGGAGACACCCGUCCUCAGAGGUAUGAUGGUGAACUGCUGUGGUCUGCUAACCUCCCAGAAGGAACCAGUUCCUCUGAAGAGCGUGGAGGUGGAGCUGGAGGUGAGGGACCAUGUGGCUACAGUGGUCUCCACUCUGAGCUAUGAGAACAAGGAGGACAAACCACUAGAGGCCGUGUUUGUCUUCCCUCUGCCUGGAGAUGCUGCUGUCUGUCAUUUCAGUGCUCAGAUUGGACAGAUGCAGAUUGUAGCCGAGGUGAAGGAGAAGCAGGAGGCCCGUGAGGAGUAUGACGAUGCUCUGAGCUCCGGUCAGCAGGCCUUCCUGUUGGAGGAGAGUGAGCAGAGUCCAGAUAUAUUCUCUCUGAGUGUGGGCAGUCUGCCUCCAGGAGAGAGCGCCUCCAUCAGGCUGGAGUACGUCACUGAGCUGGCUGUGCAGGCUGAUGACGGGCUGAGGUUUUGUCUGCCUGCUGUGCUCAACCCUCGCUACCAACCUCAGGGGAGUGGAGGUGGUGAAGGUGGCAACGUUCAGGUGACCUCUGUUCAGGUGACCUCUGUUCCAGCCUCUCUGGUGCCCUACAGUCUGUCUUUCUCUGCCCGAGUGUCCUCUCCUCGUCCCGUCUCUAAAGUAGAGUCCAACUGUCCCCUGGACCCUCUUCAGUACCUCAACACAGAGCAAACCCAGACCACGGUCAAGUUGGCUGCAGGACACAAGUUUGACAGAGAUGUCGAACUGCUGAUUUAUUACAAAGAUGCCCACCAGCCCACUGCUGUGGUGGAGGCAGGACGGGCCUCUUCUGAGCCUGGCACUCUGAUGGGGGAUCCAGUGAUGAUGCUGAGCCUGUACCCUGAGUUCCCCCAGGCUGUGAUGUCUUCAGUCGCUUCAUGUGGAGAGUUUGUCUUCUUAUUGGAUCGAUCUGGCAGUAUGCAGGGAGCGCGUAUGAAGAGUGCCAUGGAUACUCUGCUGCUCCUGUUGAAGAGCUUACCAAUGGGCUGCUAUUUCAACAUCCACAGCUUUGGGUCCAGUUAUGAACACAUCUUCCCUGAGAGUGUAGAGUACAACCAGAAGACCAUGGAAGAAGCUCUGAAAAAUGUUGCGGAGAUGAAAGCUAAUCUGGGAGGAACAGAGAUUCUGAAGCCACUCAAACACAUUUACAGCCAGCCCUGCAUUCCCAGUCAACCUCGACAACUAUUUGUCUUCACUGACGGAGAGGUGGGGAACACCAAAGACGUGAUCAAUCUGGUGAAGCAGAAUUCAGGUUCCCACAGGUGUUUCUCUUUUGGGAUUGGGGAAGGGGCCAGUUCUGCUCUCAUCAACGGGUUGGCCAAGGAAGGAGGAGGUCACGCUCAGUUCAUCACAGGGACGGACAGGAUGCAACCCAAAGUGAUGCAGUCGCUGCGAUUUGCUCUGCAACCAGCUGUGCAGGACAUCUCAGUCAAAUGGGAUUUGCCAAAGGGAGUUUCUGUCAUUGAUCUCUCUCCACCAAUCACAGCCCUUUUCCAGGGUCAAAGGUCACUGGUUUAUGCCCAGCUCACUGGACAGGGUUCAGAGGCCUCAGAGGGCUGUGUGACGGUGAGGUACAGCCUGGCAGGUCAUCCCUCUCAGAACCAGCUUCACUUCAGUCUCAAACCUGCAGAGGACACUGGAUUAACCGUCCACAGGUUGGCUGCUCGGACUCUGAUUCGCUCCCUGGAGAUGGAGAAGAGAGAGUGGAGAGGACAGGAAGAUGGAGGAGACAAGAAGAAGAAGGUGGUGGAGCUCAGCGUCCAAUCAGGAGUGAGCAGUGCCUUCACUGCCUUCAUCGCUGUCAACAAAGGCAACAGUGAAGUUAUUCAAGGACCUCUGGUGCGCAGAAAUGUUCCAACACCCAUGGUGAUGGCCUGUGGUAUGCGCAGGCAGUGUGUUCCGAUGUCAUAUGAUGCUUCUCCUGUGAUGAAUAUGAUGGCCCUGAGACAAGCCGAACCAUGUAGCUUGAAAAAAAGGUCUUUGCCCAAACAGCCGCCCAGAGACCCUUUGCUGCAGCUGGUCUCCCUCCAGAAGGCGUCUGGCUGCUGGGUGCUGGAUCCAGAUCUGGCUGCUGCACUGGGAAAGACCAGCGAGGAGGUGGAAAAGCCCAAGCCUGCAUCGGUGAACCAGGAAGUGUGGGCCACCAUUCUGGCUCUGAUCUGGCUUCAUGGUUUCAAGAUGGAUGCUCAGGAAGAGUGGGAGCUUCUGGCUAUGAAGGCUGUGUCAUGGCUCCAAGCUCAGAAAGCCUCCUGUGUGACGGAGUGUGUGGACGCAGGAAACGCUCUGUUGGGUUGCACCGUGCAGAAAGACGUCCUGGGGCUCUGAGCGUUUCAUUAAAGUACGCUUCUCCUUCAGUAUUGGUACACAGAAGCAGAUCACCUGUUUUUUUAUUCAACAUGAAACUGAACAUUAUUAACAUUUGAUCAUACAAUAUUUUUUUUCCCGCACAACUAUAGAGAUUGAUUGACAUGCACUUUAGUGGACACUGAAUUGUAAAAGUAGGUUAAUACUAAUUUAUCUACAGGACAAAAUUGAAACACUUUUCCUAUAGCCUCUAAUCCUUCAUCAUCUGGAACUGAUGUGGUUGAAAUCACUGGGUAACAUUUAAAAAUACAGUGAUGAUGAUAAAUAAAAAGAUGAUAAAUGUGUUAAAGAUUCCAAUGUACUACAAAUUAUAAACUAUUGAUGGUCUCUCCCCUCUUUGACACAGCGUUUCUCUCUGAAAAGCCCAAACAUGUUCCUCUGCUUUUCUGUUCAUAUUCUAUGCCAAGUAC